Spodoptera litura is the source of this 888-nucleotide messenger RNA. RefSeq names its product short stature homeobox protein 2-like. Lineage: Eukaryota; Metazoa; Arthropoda; Insecta; Lepidoptera; Noctuidae. The record is from RefSeq and is a predicted model, not a curated record. Gene Ontology annotation, biological process: regulation of transcription by RNA polymerase II. Gene Ontology annotation, molecular function: DNA-binding transcription factor activity, RNA polymerase II-specific; sequence-specific double-stranded DNA binding. Gene Ontology annotation, cellular component: nucleus.
AUGGAGCGGCUGGCGGACUUCGUGAGCAAGUCGCUGGAGGGUGGCGAGGCGCCGGCGCCGCCGCCCGAGCCCGGCGACGCGGACGAUGCCGACGACGUGGAAGUGGACAUCACGGAGCUGGAGGACAAGGCGCCGCCGCCCAAGCGCCCGCGGAACUGGCUGCUGUCGCCCGUGCCCGCGCACCACUGCAAGCGGGAGCAACCGCCCGACGAUGAUGAUGACCACAGGCAUGAUGCAACAGACAAAUCUCCUAACGGUAGCAGCAACAAUGGAGGGGGUAAACAGAGACGUUCUAGAACGAACUUCACAUUGGAACAGCUUGGGGAAUUGGAGCGACUGUUUGACGAGACCCACUACCCUGACGCCUUCAUGAGGGAGGAACUCAGUCAGCGACUGGGACUCAGUGAAGCUAGAGUUCAGGUGUGGUUUCAGAACCGAAGAGCAAAGUGUCGCAAACAUGAGAGCCAGAUGCACAAAGGACUAUUAGUAAGUGGCGGUGGUACACCACUGGAGCCAUGCCGCGUGGCGCCGUACGUGUCCGUGCCGCGGCUGUCCGCAGUGGCGCGACCACCCCCUGCACCACAACUGCCACCACUCACGCCACAUCCACCACCUUCCACAGCAUUCGCACCCUUCGACUCCGCCUUACUCUCAGCUGCUGCUCAUCAGUACGCCAGUGCUGCUGCAGCUGCGGCGGCGGCUGCGCUAUGUCCCCCGUACGCUGGGCUGGCAGCUCUGGCAGCGCGGUGUCGUUCGUCGUCCAUCGCGGACCUGCGGUUGAAGGCGCGGCGCCAUGCUGCGGCGCUGGCGGCCGCGCGAGCUUCCCCGCCGCCGGCGCCCGCGCCGCCCGUCGCACCAGCACCUACUUCCACUCCCACAGACACAUAG